AUGGUUGUGGCCAUGCUGCGCUUCCUUUGCCGUAAAUCCCACACCACCACCACGGCUGACAUCAAGGCGCCAACACGCGUCCCUGAGUACGGAAUUCGGAAGAGGCGGCAGCAGGACCUCGUGACAGAGCAUUUCCAUACAGACACGAUAGACACGCUGUUGUCCUUUCCGAGGGCUGUCGAGACAAAGAACCGUGACCUGGGCGCCUUAGAACGUCGGGAAUGUAUUGUCUCACCCUUCUGGCGGCCAGAAGUCCCAAUCAAGAGAGGGUCCUUCCUGCUGAAGAACCACACCUGCCGCUCCCGCCCCUUCCCCAGGACCUGGGACCUGAGGCAGCUGCAGGUGUGGGAGCGCCCCGUGGCCCUGGAGGCUGAGCUGGCCCUGACUCUGCGGGUGCUGGCUAACUCGUCCCUGGGGGACGUCCUGGACCGGCCCCUUGGCACGCUGAGCCACAUCCACUCUGAACUGCAGGCCUGUGUGGCUGCUCAGCCCACAGCGGGUCCCAGGCCCCAGGGCCGCCUCCUCCAGUGGCUGCACCGGCUCCACAAGGCCCCAAAGAAGGAGCCCUGGGGCUGCCUCGAAGCCUCUGUCAUGUUCAACCUCUUCCGUCUCCUCACCAAGGACUUGACGUGUGUGGCCAGUGGAGACCUGUGUGUCUGA
Equus caballus (horse) is the source of this 660-nucleotide messenger RNA. NCBI's taxonomy places the organism in Eukaryota, Metazoa, Chordata, Mammalia, Perissodactyla, Equidae. The record is from RefSeq and is a predicted model, not a curated record.